AUGGUGCCACUAGCAUAUUAUGAUCAACGUGUUGUGCCUUUAGAGCACUCUUACCAACCAGGCACAGCAGACUCACUAACCCAUCAGCACAUAGGUGAAAAUCUAAAUCAACCCAGUAAUCAGUCUUUGGUCAGAGUACAAUCUGAUAGUAAUCACCUUUUAGCACCUCCACCAUGCUCCAACCAGAAGGUUCAGAGAGUCUUUGCCAACUCCCAGGCUACAAUUUCACAGGGCUUCCAUAACAGGCUUUUGAAAUCACUAUUACCCCAGUCCAAAUGCCAGUCUAUACCUUCACUAGACCUCCACCAAAGAACUUCAUUGCAGCCUAAUUGGAGAUUUUUGAGCUCACCUUUGUCCCACCCCAAACCUCAAACAAUAUCUUCACUUGACCUCAAUAAAUCAUCAUCACUGGAGUCUGAUCAAACAGAUUUGAGCUUACAAUUAGCCCUCCCCAAACCUCAGAAUACAAUUUCCUUAGACCUUUGCUGUAAAUCACCUUUAUUGAAGUCUAAUCAAAAUGCCUCAAGUUCUUCAUUAAUCCCCUUCAAACAUCAAGAAACACCUUCUCUAGACAUCCACUGGACAUCAUCAUCUUUGGGACCUAAUCAAAGAGCUGUUAGCUCAACUUUACCUCAGUCCAAGCCUCAGAAAUUACCUUCAUUGGACAGCCUUUGGACAUCUUUGUUAGAGAACAAUCAAAAAUCUUUGAGCUCAUCGUCACUCACCUCUACACCUCAAACAAAUGACUUGUUUCAGAAAUCACCUUUGUUGCAGCCCAAUCAAAUGGCUUUUAGAUCAUCGUUACCUGACUCCAGACCUCAGACACCACCUGUAUUGAGCCCUAAUCGUUAUGUUCUGAGUUUACCAUCGUCUAACUCAAGACCAACAAAAUCACCUUUAUCAUAUUCUGUCCGCCAGACUCAGAGUUUGCCAUUGUUUCAGCCCAAAUCCCCAAAAGUUACACUGGAUCAUACAUUUAGGACCCUGAGCUCACCAGUUUGUGACUCCAAGUUUCAAAACACCACUUCACCAAAUGAAAAAUACAAUGUCACAGAACCAUUUUGUUUGGUUUCACCCCAUCUCAAACCAAAAGUCUCAGGUCAAUCAUUAUCAAGCUCCAAAAACAUAGCUGCUACAUGGGGAUCCAGAAUCCAGAGCAAAAGCAGCUUUAAUCUUUCUGCAAAGGCAUAUUCAAAUAAAGAAAUUCCAUGGACUUUGGAUUAUAUUUAUCCUUGCAUUGUUAAAGGUGGAAGUGUCCCUGAUGAUGUUGUAAAUAAAAUUAUCACUUCUCUCUCCAAGGCCAGAAUCCAAAGGGAUCUCUGUAGGCAAAUUCUGUUUCGAAGAAUGAGAGGAAAACCAAAUCCUCAUCCUGGUCCCUGCCUUUCAUCACGUUACAUGGUCUGUUUAGCUUGUGCUUCCUGCAUAAAAACUCAGUGUAAGCAUCUUACAGGAAAAAAAGAUCCUCGUAGUGCAAUACUGUCUGUCAUACCAACACCUGAGCCCAGUUCAGAGGGAGAAGUAGAGAUGAAAUUAGUUUUCAUUCUUUCCCUACCAGAGACUUCUUUCUCAUCUUGUCUUCCAUUCCCUGUGAAAGAAAAUCAACCUGAUGAAGCUCUUAAAGAGAGUCUUGAAGGAAUGAAGAAGAUAUCACAGUUUUCUCCUUUUGAACUUGAUAACACACAUGGGCUUAAUAUGAAGAAAACAUUGCUGACAGCAGCCCCUGAAAACAAAGUUGUAAGCCCACAGAGCCAGGCCAUUGACUGGCUGCUUUAUGUUAAGAAAAGUCAUUCUCAACCCCAGACUGGGCUCCCAUCCUCUCCUUCUUCCAUAUCUUGCUCCUCAUCCUCCUCUUCAUCUUCUUCCUCUUCUUCCUCUUCCAUUGCACCCUCCUCAUCCUUUCCUUACAAAGACUCUACCACAUCUAACCUCUCAGGCUGUGUGUUCACUAAGUUAGUUAGUUACCACCGGUUGCCCCCAGGGAUCUCCUGGCUUGAGUUUAUAUGUAGCAAAAAUUAUCAGCUACUUUCUGGAAAAACACACCAAAGUCAAUCUCCACCUCCCCAAACAAAUCCUUCUAGGAAAAGUACCAUAGUGAAAGGGCCAAAGGGGCCAAAUGUACUUUUCAAAUUUUUCCAAAGUAAAUGA
Molecule: messenger RNA, 2145 nt
Organism: Phyllostomus hastatus (greater spear-nosed bat)
Lineage: Eukaryota; Metazoa; Chordata; Mammalia; Chiroptera; Phyllostomidae
Gene: CSNK2A2IP
Product: casein kinase 2 subunit alpha' interacting protein
Exons: 1
Coding region: 1-2145 (714 amino acids)
Source: RefSeq, a predicted model, not a curated record